UAGCAGUCGUUGCUGUCUUAGCAGUCUGUUCGAGCAGUACGGAGUUUUGCGUGUCCUCUAAAUUUCAGUAGAGAAUAAAUAGUAAAAGCCGGACUGUCUUCUGAAGAAGACAAGUAUAGAUUUUGCUUCCUUUUAUUGCCGUCGAGAACAGGCGCAAGGUUUGACUGACGCCGCGACGUGCUUAGGUUAACGUUAGCUCAGUCACGAACUUUCCAAAACACGAUUGAAGUGCUUUUAAACUGUUGUGGUUUCGUCACUUUUACGUAAGCAACUGCCUCAUGGGCGUCUCAUGAUAUUAACUUCGUUUAUGGUGUAUUUGCUGAUGCUGUAGGGGACCUCUACAAAGCACUGCAGUGCUGCAAUGCUUUCAAAGAAGUGAUACAGUGCUUUGAAGGGCGCAUCUGCAAUUAAAGUUGGAAACCAUAUCUGUUGGAGGAAAAGCUUUAAGUUUGAUCUCUUGAACAGCGUUGACCUGCAUAAUGGACGGAAUAGACACCUUGCAGAGCUCUGCACCAGAGACAAAAGCUGAGAGAAUUGCUCGCUACAAGGCAGAAAGAAGAAGGGAGCUGGCCGAGCGCUACGGCAACACAGAUGAAUUCACUUCCAAAUAUGUCAAAAAGGACAAGAAAAUUGCAGAGACAUCUGAAAUGGCAUCAUCAGCAACCGGGGAGACAGAAAAACAUGAGGAUAAUGCAUCAGAGCCAUCAUGUACCAGGAGGGGCUUCAGGAAUAAAGUGGCAGACACUGUGGAGAAUGUUGGUGAUGAUCUUGCCCAGGAAAAAGAGAAAACUACUCGCCUCAGAAUAGACACAGCUUCAUCCUCAAAAUCUGAGAUUGUCUCCUCCACAAAGAUUUCUUCUCAUUUAACGCUGCUGGAAACUGAUGACACAGAGGAGCCUAUGGCUGAUAAGAAGCCUGUGGACUUGGGCAACAAAGGUGUCACUUCCAAGAAGUCUCAUUUUAAGGAAUUUGAGGGGAUGGAUGACGGAAGCAGCGGCCAGCCUGGCGAUGAAAGAGUAAAACAUCAGCUAAUUAGCAAUGAUGAAGAGGAAAAUCAUACCAGCUGCCCUAAAGCCAGUAUCAGAAAGGUAACAGAGAAGUCCACAGAUGAAUCUUCCUGGAAGGAGACACUUGGACAUUCUGCCACCACAGAGGAAAAGCCUUCCAGUAUCCUGUCAGAUAAAGCUCUUUCCUUCACAAAGAACAGCGACUACUCCCCCCCUCCUAGUUCUCCCUGCCAUUCUCUGCCCUCCCUGCAGCGCCAAGACUCUGGGCCUCAAGGCAUCAAGGGAAUCCUAAAGAAAAGCCGCUCUACCAGUGUGGAAUCAGAGCACAGCGAGUGCUCGAUGUCUGAACAUGUGCCAACCCGGCAAAGCGGUGUAACCCUGAGCCACUCUGAGAGCAGGGAGGAAGAGGAUGAGAAGGAGGAGGAGGGGGAGGAAGAGGUGGAGGAAGAAAUCAACGGGCAAAGUGACAAAGAGGAUGAGUCAUUAGCUGAUGAUAUCACAGACGGUGGGAGCUUCAGCAUGGACAGAGAACAGGGGGAUGGUGGCAGCAGCACUAGCAGCAGAGGGAGUUUUGAGGAGAUGCGGAGCCCCUCGCCCGAUGAGAGCCUGGAGAAGACUUCCACAAUGUCAGAGGAUGUCGACGAACUAGAGAGCAGUUUGGAUGGAAGUCUGGGCUCGUCACUUAAACAGAGACUGGCAGAGGUGACGGGUGAAGAGAGUAGGAGCAGAGAAGGACUGAAGAAGCAAAAGCAUUCUGAGGUGAUCCAAACAUCAUUGGCUGAUCGCUUCAGCCAGCUCCAAGAUGCUGAAAAUUCCUGGAAAAAAAAGAAGUCCGGAUUUGAUCUGGAGCCCAAGAUGUCAUUGGCUGAAAGGAUGAAGACCCUCAAAGACAAGGAGGAACAGUGGAAGAGCCGUGGCAAAGGAGCCGCCAAUGACUCAGUCCAGUUCACUGUGGCUGGACGAAUGGCUAAAAGAGGUCUCGUGUCCGAUACUGGAAAGGAAGAAUCCCCCAUUAUAUCUCUUAAGAAGUCUAAUGCCACACCUGUGAAACCACAUGAAGGAAUCUCCAACAGAACCGAUGUCAAAGUGGAAGGAGAUAAACGUCUUGACAAGCUGGAAUGUUUCCUGGACAGGCUACACAAUAAAGGCGUGAGCAAAAGCAAGACCUCUACCAUCGAGGUGACAGCAGAGAUGGAGAAGGAAGUGAUGACGCUGGAUGAUGAAGAGACGUUUGGGAACUUCUACAAAUCCGUCUCACCCUCGGCAAUCCUGGACUCCAGUGUGGUUUUGACAGAAGAGGACCUCAGCCAGAUCCAGCCUGAUACACCCAAGCUCACCUCAGCUGUAGCAGAACACAAGCGAGCAGUACGGCCAGCCAGAAGAAAUCAGGGCUCCAGGAACCCUGUGCGGGCUCUAGCAGCCCGUAACGACAUCCGACAGGUCUACACCGAACAGAGGCUCAAUGUGGCCACGGUGGAGACCAAAAGGAUCCAAGUGGAGAGGAUGGCAAAACAUUCCAACCUAGCCGACGUGGCCUUGGCAGGACUUGCCAGCAAGGAGAACUUUCGUAAGGUCAGCCUGCGCAGCGUGAAGUCCACAGAUGUCGUUACCAACAACAGUGCUGUGCCUUUCAAUAAGCUCAUGCUUAUUCGCAUCAAAGGUCGGAGGCACAUCCAGGUGCGCUUGAUGGAGCCUACAGCUCGUUCCUUAAAUAGUGGGGACUGCUUCCUUCUUAUAACACCGAAACACUGCUUUAUGUGGAGCGGAGAGUUUGCCAAUGUCAUUGAAAAAGCCAAGGCAUCAGAGAUGGCAUCAUUUGUUCAGGCAAAGAGGGACCUUGGUUGUAAGGCCCCUCAAGUAACUGUUCUGGAGGAGGGCAUCAACACUGAGAGCAGAUGGGCCAAAGAGUUCUGGAGCCUCCUGGGAGGAAAGACCCAAUACAGAGGAGCAGGAGAGCCAGAGGAGGAUGAGCUGUAUGAGAGUGGGGUGGUCGACUCUAUUGGAGUGUAUAGACUCCAGGGAGACAAACUGGUGCCUCAUGAAGAUGCCUGGGCCUCCAUCCCAAGUGUAUCCCUUCUCAACUCUAAGGAGGUCUUAGUGUUUGACUUUGGCAGUGAAGUGUACGUAUGGCAUGGGAAAGAUGUGCCCUUGGGUGACAGAAAAGUAGCUGUUAAACUGGGCAAACAGCUUUACAGCGGCAGCUAUGACUACAGCAACUGCAGAGUCAACCCUUUAGAUGCCUCCUGCACAAACAAGGACGUGCCGCAGAAAGGAGAGGGACGUCCAAGCUGGGCUUUGUUUGGCCGGCUGUCGGAGCACAAUGAGACGUCCCUGUUUAGGGAGAAGUUCCUGGACUGGGCUGAGAGGAAAAAAGAGGAAGCAGCUCCCACAGAGGAACUCAAGAGUCCAGACCGCUCCACCCCACGUUCCCCUCUGGAUUUGGACCUGCAGCCAUGUGAUGCCAAAGCCCUGCUGAACAAUGAGCCAGAGCCAGUGAAGACAGUUCUGGAGGGGGUUGAUGUCCAGCGGGGGAACGGUCUGGUGAGGAUUGAGGAUGGAAGACAGGCAGCUUUGGACACGGUGGCUGUGGAAGCCUGGCAUAUCAAAGAGCAUGGAGAGGAGGAAUUACCCCAGGAGAGUUUGGGCCACCUGCAUGAGGGCGAUGCUUACAUCAUCCGCUGGAAGUACUCUAUCACCACUCUUGUGGGGAAGCGGCAGAAACCAGGGGAGUGGAGUACUGGAGGUCCUGGCCGAGAGAGGAUCGCUUGUUUUUUUUGGCAGGGCCGUCACUCCAGUGUCAGUGAGAAAGGAACUUCAGCUCUGAUGACUGUGGAGCUGGGCAGCCACCGGGGCUCACAAGUGCUAGUGAGUCAAGGAAAAGAGCCCCCGUGCUUCCUGCAGCUCUUCCAGGGUGGUUUGAUCAUCCACAAAGGAAGUAGAGAAAACAGUACCAACAACACAGGGAGCUGGAGGUUGUUUUGUGUCCGUGGUGAGGCAGAGGUGGAGGCCUCUCUGGUGGAAGUUGACUGCCAGUGUGUCAGUCUGCGCUCUCGUGCCAGCAUGGUGCUGCUGGAAGCUCAGAAAGGCCAACUCUACUUAUGGCAUGGGUGCAAAGCAAAUGCAGGUGCUAAGCUGGUGGCCAAAAGGGCAGUGGACAAACUGACCCAGAGGUGUCCCUCAGAGUUAGGACUGAGUAGCACCAGCAAGCUGAAAGUUGAAGAGGUGGAGGAAGGAUCUGAACCCACAGAGUUUGUGAAGGCUUUAGGCUCGCAGGACAAAAAGGCUUAUGACUGCAUGCUGCAAGAUCCAGGAAAGUACAACUUUACACCCCGACUCUUCCGGCUGAGCGCCAGCUCUGGAGUGUUUGAAGGGGAGGAGCGGCUGUAUCCUGCCAGGGUGGCAGAGGGCGUCAUGGCCAUGCCUUUCCUGCAGGAGAACCUCUACAACACACAACAGCCAGCCUUAUUCAUGCUGGACAACCACAUGGAGGUGUAUCUGUGGCAGGGCUGGCAGCCUGAAGAUGCUGGGUGCACCGGCUCUGCGAAGAUGCGCUGGGACAACGAGAGAAAGUGCGCCAUGGAGACUGUGCUGCAGUACUGCAAAGAGAAGAAUCCUCGGCGUCCUCCUCAAGCUUAUCUGGUCCUUGCAGGCAGUGAACCCCUGACGUUCACCAACAUCUUCCCGUACUGGGAAGAGGACACCAGUAUCCCUUCUCAGGGUGAGAACUCCAAAAACAAAGUGGUCAUGGUGAAAGAGGCGCUGUCUAAACUCAGUAAGGAGCAGUACUCCAUUGAAGAGCUGACCAGGAAGCCUCUGCCUGAGGGAGUGGACCCUCUACGCCUGGAGGACUACCUGUCUGACCAGGACUUCAAGACAUUUUUUGAGAUGAGUCGAGUUGAGUUCAAUGCCCUGCCAAACUGGAAACAGAAGAAUCUGAAGAAGAGCAAGGGUUUGUUUUAAAAACAAAACUCAUUUUGUACACAAAUAUAUUGUUUUUUAUCCUGCUCAAACACUUUGAUUUUUUUUUUUCAUUUUAUUGAAAAAGAACAAAAAAGUUAUGCCCUCAUUUUGUAAAAGCUUAUAAAAAAAAAAACAUACAAUUUUGUUGAACUGUUGAUCUAUUUUUAACAGCAGUGCCAUUUUUAUGUUACACUGUAACGGAAAACUUUCAGCCUACACUUGUGUGCAAUUAUUACUCUCUUUUUUUUCUAUGGUUAAAAAAAGGUUACUUUCAUAUUUUAAUUAUGUAACAUACCGAUAUGUGUGUUUGUUUACUCAGUUACGCUGAUUUUUGUGUAAGAAAGUCGAGGGAGUGAUUCAUCUUUUUUUACAUUUAAUGGAAAGAGCCAGCUCCGUGCACAGAGGAGUGCAGAAGCUUAGACUUUGACGUUAACAAAGAAAAGUGAAACAAACCAAAGUUCAGAUCAAAGUUCCCUGAAUUUUUUUUUAGCUGUUUUAUGAUCUCAGAUCAUAAGUCUGGGCCAGAAAUCUGACUUUUCAGUUGUAACUACUGCAGAAACAUAUUCAGUCUUUUUUAUUGAUGGAAAUCAGAAUUAAAAAGAAAAAUCCAACUUCCUGAUGAACUUAAUUAAUUGAAGGCAAUUGAAACCUAAAAGCUUGGUACUGAAUAUUUCUGGUUCUGUUAAAUAAUUGCCUCUGUGCCACUGAUGGCAUCCCUCUGGUUGUUUGGGACCAAAUCCAAUCUUGUUUUUUUCUGGUAAAUGCACAACUUUAAAAGUAUUAAGUGUGUGUCUGUGUGUGCGUGUAUGAGACUGUGAGAAAGAAACUGCCUUCGUAGUGAAACCUGUGUUCCUCACCUGUAAAGGUCAUGUUUAUCUGCCUGUGAUGUCUGAAUUAGGAAAGUCUGCAAUCAUGUAUUCAUUUGUUGCAAUAUGCAUCUUGUUUGUAAUAAAAAAGAUAUGUAUUAUAAGUGGAGACAGUAGUGAGAAUAAGAUACUAAUACUCAGUAUUCCUUUUGAAAUAAAAAAUAAAAUAAAAAAAUCUCUGG
Messenger RNA from Melanotaenia boesemani (Boeseman's rainbowfish), 6015 nucleotides. RefSeq names its product supervillin d (gene svild). Gene Ontology annotation, molecular function: phosphatidylinositol-4,5-bisphosphate binding; actin filament binding. The record is from RefSeq and is a predicted model, not a curated record. Gene Ontology annotation, cellular component: cytoplasm; actin cytoskeleton. NCBI's taxonomy places the organism in Eukaryota, Metazoa, Chordata, Actinopteri, Atheriniformes, Melanotaeniidae. The transcript is spliced from 29 exons. Gene Ontology annotation, biological process: barbed-end actin filament capping; cytoskeleton organization; actin filament severing. Bases 480 to 4967 code for a protein of 1495 amino acids.